AAAGCGACCGGUCUCUCCUUUCCCUGACUCACCAGGAGCCCCGCACGGACUCGGUUAAACUUUCUGCCCCCGUGUGCGUGUGUGACUGUCCCGGUUCAGACAUGGCUCCCAGCGUGCAGCUGAAGGAGGCUUUUGCCGAUGUCCACGAGGGAAUCCGCGCCAUUCUGCUCGGGCCACCCGGAGCCGGGAAAGGGACUCAGGCUCCUCGAUUGGCAGAGCGCUACUGUGUUUGCCACCUGUCCACAGGAGACAUGCUCAGGGCCAUGGUGGCUUCCGGUUCUCCGCUUGGAAAAAAGCUCAAAGAGACCAUGGAUGCUGGAAAACUGGUCAGUGAUGAGAUGGUCGUGGAGCUCAUAGACAAGAACCUGGACUCGCCACCCUGCAGGAACGGGUUCCUCUUGGACGGGUUCCCCCGAACUGUCAAACAAGCAGAGAUGCUGGACGACUUGUUGGAGAAGAGAGACGAGAAGCUGGACUCUGUGAUCGAGUUCGCUGUCGACGACUCUCUGCUGGUUAGCAGGAUCUGUGGCAGACUAAUUCAUCAGCCCAGUGGCCGCUCGUACCAUAAGGAGUUCAACCCCCCUAAAGAGCCCAUGAAGGAUGACGUGACAGGUGAGCCGCUCAUGCACCGCAGCGACGACAACGAGACGGCGCUGCACUCCCGCCUGGAUGCCUACCACCGGCAGACGCAGCCUCUGGUGCACUACUACAGCGCCCGGGGACUUCACACGGCUGUCGACGCCGCCCAACACCCGAACGUCGUCUUCGCCUCCAUCGUAGCUGCCUUCUCUGCUGCCACGGAAAUCCCCGCCCGUGCCUCCGCCACUGGUUGAAUCCUGAGCUGCUCCAUUUUCCACUGAGGAGAAGGAUUGGAGCAGGCAGAUGGACGGCAGAGAGGGCGUGGUGGUGGGUUGGAGGGUCAGACUGUCGCUGGUUCUUUAAACGUCAUAAGUUGUGAUUCAUUUUAGGCUCUUAGUUGUCGGCACUUCGUCUAUUGGCAGUAGGUUCUUCAUCGUCCUCCUGUCAAAGUCCUCUUUGUUUUCUCUGCUAAUAAAUCUGCUUUUCUACCAUCGUCA
This is a messenger RNA of Solea solea (common sole), 1076 nucleotides long. It is a transcript of the gene ak2, whose product is annotated as adenylate kinase 2. Gene Ontology annotation, molecular function: AMP kinase activity; ATP binding. The record is from RefSeq and is a predicted model, not a curated record. The transcript is spliced from 7 exons. Gene Ontology annotation, cellular component: mitochondrion; cytoplasm. NCBI's taxonomy places the organism in Eukaryota, Metazoa, Chordata, Actinopteri, Pleuronectiformes, Soleidae. The coding region runs from base 102 to 833 and encodes 243 amino acids. Gene Ontology annotation, biological process: ADP biosynthetic process.